Paraglomus brasilianum is the source of this 675-nucleotide messenger RNA. The record is from the annotation of a GenBank genome assembly. NCBI's taxonomy places the organism in Eukaryota, Fungi, Glomeromycota, Glomeromycetes, Paraglomerales, Paraglomeraceae.
AUGAUUCUGCAAUAUUAUGAUGUCAUGCUUUAUGAAGAGGACGUACAUUUUCUUUAUGAUGAUCAAUGGCUCAAUGAUACUUGCAUCGAGUUCUAUAUGGAAUAUUUAGAACGUACGAAACUUCUAUCAACUAGAGGUUCAUCCAUUCUCCAGGUAUUCUUAUUACGUCCAGCCAUUACCUUUCUAAUUACCAUCGCACCAGAUGAAUCAGACCUAUCCUCAGCUAUACCAGCUCAGCUAGCUGGAUCGGAUGUCAUAUUCUCGCCCGUCAAUAAUAAUACCAAUCCUGAACUUGCGGGAGGAGGAUCGCACUGGUCAUUAUUAGUAUAUGCAAAGUCGGUCAAUAAGUUUCUCCAUUACGAUUCUGCCGGACCAAUGAACAUGUCAUAUGCUAGAAGGACAGCAAAGAAAGUAGCAAAGAGAAUUGGAAUCAAAGAUUAUGAAGUGAUUGGGAUGCACACUCCACAGCAAGAAAACGGAUCAGACUGCGGUGUAUAUGUAGUUGCAAUAACAGACCACUUGACUCGGCGGCUUCUUAAUAUUAAUCCGGAAGCAUUCUCUCCGCUGACUGAUUUAAUUCUCGCACCAAAUGAUAUUCCGCCUGCUUCUUUCACAAGGAAGAUGAUGCGAUCCCUAGUGGCCGAGUUGGUUAAGAAGAGUAGAGUGUAUGAAUGA